Messenger RNA from Cuscuta campestris, 2560 nucleotides. The record is from the annotation of a GenBank genome assembly. Lineage: Eukaryota; Viridiplantae; Streptophyta; Magnoliopsida; Solanales; Convolvulaceae.
GUGAAUUCAAAUUUAAGGAAUACCUCCGCAGACCUAGAGGCUUUUUUAGCAUUUGAUGGAGUGACAACUUCUAGGUUUAAAUCUCAAUUGGAUGUGUAUUUGGAAGAACUCAAGGUGGAUCCUAAUGAAAAUUUAGAUGUUCUUGAAUGGUGGAAAGACAAUGCUAAAAGAUUUUCUGAUGGGAGUAUUUUUAAUCCGACUGAUAUCCCUGCAACCGCCCCUUGUUUUCUUCUUCCCCAAUUCAUGCGACGCACAUAUAUUCUGAAAUUUCCACGACGGAUUUCUGAUGAAAAACGAAUAGAAAUAAGCGCGUAGAUCAUUUUCCGUCUUCUCUCUUAAUUAUUGCAGAGCGAUACAAUGGAUACUACGAUCGUUGCCGUCGAAGAUUCUAGGCCUGCGUCCGGCGAGAUCGGCAGUCCUCCGAUCAACGGUGCAGUUACUGUUCACCCAUCCCCUGUCCCCUUCAGCUCGGCUGAGGCUACUCUAGGCCGCCAUCUCGCUCGCCGGCUUGUCCAGAUCGGCGUGAAGGACGUCUUCAGCGUCCCGGGAGACUUCAAUCUCACACUCCUUGACCAUCUCAUUGCAGAGCCGGGGCUCAAUCUGAUCGGUUGCUGCAACGAGCUCAACGCCGGAUACGCUGCCGACGGCUACGCCAGGGCGCGCGGUGUUGGAGCGUGCGUCGUCACUUUCACCGUCGGAGGACUUAGCGUCCUCAACGCCAUAGCCGGCGCUUACAGUGAAAAUCUCCCGCUGAUAUGUAUUGUCGGCGGCCCCAAUUCGAAUGACUACGGGACCAACCGGAUCCUCCACCACACCAUCGGCUUGCCUGAUUUUAGUCAGGAACUACGUUGCUUUCAAACCGUCACUUGUUUUCAGGCUGUGGUGAACAAUCUGGAGGAUGCACAUGAGUUGAUCGAUACGGCAAUUUCAACGUCAUUGAAGGAGAGCAAGCCGGUUUACAUCAGUAUUGGCUGUAACUUGCCUGGAAUCCCGCAUCCUACCUUUAUUCGUGAACCAGUUCCAUUCUCACUCUCCCCCAAGUUGAGUAAUACGAUCGGUUUAGAGGCAGCAGUAGAGGCUGCUGCGGAGUUCUUGAACAAAGCCGUAAAGCCAGUGCUGGUUGGAGGGCCAAAAUUGCGCGUUGCAAAAGCUGGUAAUGCCUUUGUUGAGCUGGCUGAUUCUUGUGGCUAUGCCGUGGCAGUUAUGCCCGCUGCUAAGGGGCUGGUUCCUGAACACCAUCCCCAUUUCAUUGGAACCUAUUGGGGAGCAGUGAGCACGGCUUUCUGCGCCGAGAUUGUAGAAUCGGCUGAUGCUUACUUUUUUGUGGGACCAAUAUUCAAUGACUAUAGCUCGGUUGGCUAUUCCUUGCUCCUCAAAAAAGAGAAGGCAAUCAUUGUGCAACCCGAUCGUGUGGUCAUUGCCAAUGGUCCUGCAUUUGGCUGUGUUCUGAUGAAGGAUUUCCUGUGUUCACUUGCCAAGAGGCUUAAACGCAACACGACAGCUUACGAGAAUUACCAUAGAAUUUUCGUUCCGGAAGGGCAGCCGCUGAAAUGUGAGCCAAAGGAGCCACUAAGGGUCAAUAUUCUUUUCCAGCACAUCCAGAAAAUGUUGUCUGCAGAAACCGCUGUCAUUGCUGAGACAGGAGACUCAUGGUUCAACUGUCAGAAGCUGAAAUUACCCCAAGGAUGCGGGUAUGAGUUUCAAAUGCAGUAUGGGUCGAUUGGGUGGUCUGUAGGCGCAACUUUUGGUUAUGCACAAGCUAGGCCCGAGAAGAGGGUUAUAGCGUUCAUUGGAGACGGUAGCUUUCAGGUGACCGCACAAGAUGUUUCGACAAUGUUGCGUUGUGGGCAGAAGACCAUCAUUUUCCUGAUAAACAACGGUGGUUACACAAUUGAAGUUGAGAUCCACGACGGACCUUACAAUGUCAUCAAGAACUGGAACUACACGGCACUCAUUGACGCAAUCCAUAACGGCGAGGGCAAGUGCUGGACGACCAAGGUGUUUUGUGAAGAGGAGCUGGUGGAAGCGAUCGAGACUGCAACGGGAGAGAAGGAGGAUUGUUUGUGCUUCAUCGAAGUGAUAGUGCACAAAGAUGAUACGAGCAAAGAGCUGCUUGAGUGGGGGUCUCGGGUCUCCGCGGCUAACAGCAGGCCUCCAAACCCUCAGUAGUAAAGCCAGCGACAUACAGUUGUUGUUUGUUGAAAUAACAACAAUAUGUGGGGAAUCAAGUCUCAUCUUUGAUUCUUGAGCAGCAGCUUUUGAGUUCCCCUCUUCCUUUUCUGAAUGUAUGUAGUUUAUUGUUCAACUGCAUCUUGUUUUUUUGGUCUUUACUAUCUUUUUUUUUUACAACAGUUUUCACCACAAUAACAAGAGGGGGUGUGUUUAUUACUGGAGCACCUUACCAAGUCUCCCUCGCUCUUUCGUUUCUGAAGGUGUAACAGUAUAACUACUGCAGCAUUAUUCUUCAUCUUUGUCUCUGAAAUUUGUUACGGUUUCCAUUGAAGUCUUUAAUAAAUUAUGGCAAGUUCAGUCUCAUGAAUAAUGAAUGGUAAGUAUGUUA